AUGGAUGGAAAAGAAGUACAAGAAUGGAGGAAGGGACCUUGGACUGUUGAGGAAGACAAGUUGUUGUGUGAAUAUGUGAAGGUGCAUGGGGAAGGAAGGUGGACUUCUGUUGCCAUUGGUUCAGGAUUGAAUAGGACGGGAAAAAGUUGUAGAUUGAGAUGGGUGAAUUAUCUUAGACCUGGUCUCAAGAGAGGUCAUUUCACUCCUCAAGAGGAAGGCAUUGUCAUAGAACUUCAUGCUCUUUGGGGUAACAAAUGGUCAACCAUAGCGAGAUAUUUACCAGGAAGAACAGACAAUGAAAUAAAAAACUAUUGGAGAACCCAUUUUAAGAAGAUGAAGCCAAAAAGAAAGGCUGAAAUAAUUGCCCCAAAAACAGACAAUAACAAAACAUUGCCACCAAUUACUACCUCUGAAGAACAUGUGAAGGAGCUGAUGAAACCAUAUGAAAGAGACAAUGACUUAGCCAUGCUUUUCACAGAGCCAGCAGCCAUGGAGGAUGAACAAAGCUACUUGUCGAUGGUGUAUCAAGAUUUUGUGAUCGUCGCCGACGCCGUGGAGGAGGAGGAGAGCUUAUGGGGUGGCCUUUGGGAGGUUUCAGAAUGAUAUCAUAUGACCAAACUAUU
Messenger RNA from Benincasa hispida (wax gourd), 623 nucleotides. Its product is annotated as transcription factor MYB59-like. Gene Ontology annotation, molecular function: sequence-specific DNA binding; DNA-binding transcription factor activity. Gene Ontology annotation, cellular component: nucleus. Lineage: Eukaryota; Viridiplantae; Streptophyta; Magnoliopsida; Cucurbitales; Cucurbitaceae. Gene Ontology annotation, biological process: regulation of DNA-templated transcription. The record is from RefSeq and is a predicted model, not a curated record.